AGCAGAGCUUAGUGGGGAAGGCAGCAAGCAGUGCCGCUGACACGAGUGAAGGGGACGCCGCGUGGUUAUUUCCACAGACCUUUCUCUCUCUCUCUCUCUCUUCUCACAGCUUCACCUGCGCCUUCUGAGACGGACUCAGACACACCGGGACUAGAGGCUUUACAACCUUACCUUUUCGCUUUUGAACUCAAUUGAUUUACCAGCAGACCCCUGUGGUGGAAGGGGGGGUCGCUCAUUUCUCCCCGCUUUGGAGCGAGGAGUUUUGGUGUGUUUAUGUGUUUUACGCGUCGCUCGUCAUGGGAAAAAGUGGACAGAGAAGUGGAAUAGGACGCGGGAGUUGCUGCAGCUCGGCGAGGAUGUGCGCCACCACGCAAGGGAUCCUUCUUCUUCUCCUGGUGCUCGCACACCGAGGAGUCGCCCAAGUGAGAGACGAUGACGACUUUCUGAGUCUCAGUGAACUCCCAGAAACCUUCCCCUCGGACCCUCCGGAGCCCUUACCUCACUUCCUGUUUGAACCCGAGGAGGGCUACAUCGUCAAGAACAAACCUGUCAACCUGUACUGCAAGGCGACACCUGCCACGCAGAUCUACUUUAAGUGCAACAGCGAGUGGGUCCAUCAGAAAGACCACACUGUGGAGGAGAGGGUGGAUGAAACCUCAGGUCUGGUGGUGAGAGAAGCCAGUAUAGAAAUCACACGACAGCAGGUGGAGGAGCUGUUUGGUCCUGAAGAUUACUGGUGUCAGUGUGUCGCCUGGAGCUCCGCUGGAACCACCAAAAGCCGCAAGGCGCACGUCCGCAUCGCAUACCUGAAGAAGUCCUUCGAACAGGAACCUCUGGGAAAGGAAGUGUCCCUGGAGCAGGAGGUGCUGCUGCAGUGUCGCCCUCCGGAGGGCAUACCGGCUGCUGAGGUGGAGUGGCUGAAGAACGAGGAGAUAAUCGACCCGGCAGAGGACAGAAACUUCUACAUCACCAUCGACCACAACCUGAUCAUCAAACAGGCGCGUCUGUCCGACACCGCCAACUACACGUGUGUGGCCAAGAACAUCGUGGCCAAACGACGCAGCACCACAGCCACUGUUAUCGUCUAUGUGAACGGCGGUUGGUCAACAUGGACGGAGUGGUCGGUGUGUAACAGCCGUUGUGGGCGGGGCUUCCAAAAAAGAACCCGUAGCUGCACGAAUCCCGCCCCCCUCAAUGGAGGACUGCCGUGUGAUGGAGUGGCCAUACAGAAGCUGCCUUGUACCUCACUUUGCACCGUGGACGGCGUGUGGACGGACUGGAGUAAGUGGUCGGCCUGUGGGACGGAGUGCACCCAGUGGAGGAGGAGGGAGUGCAACAACCCGGCGCCCAAAAAUGGAGGCAACUGCGACGGGCUGGUGCUCCAGUCUCAGAACUGCACGGACGGACUCUGUAUGCAAACUGCUCCAAGCACAGACGACGUGGCGCUCUACGUGGGCAUCGUCAUCGCAGUGAUCAUGUGCCUCGUCAUCUCCGUCAUCGUGGCGCUUUUUGUCUACCGCAAGACGCACCGCGACUUCGACUCAGACAUCAUCGACACCUCGGCGCUGAACGGAGGCUUCCAGUCUGUUAACAUCAAAACAGCCAGAUCGGCUGAUCUUCUGACCGCCCCUCCCGACUUGACCAAUGCAGCCGCCAUGUACCGCGGCCCCGUGUAUGCCCUCCACGACGUCUCCGAUAAAAUCCCGAUGACCAACUCCCCGCUCCUGGACCCUCUGCCCAACUUGAAGAUCAAAGUCUACAACUCUUCUGGUCUGGUCACACCUCAGGACGACCUCGGGGGGGACUUCACGUCCAAACUCUCUCCUAAGGUUACCCAGUCUCUGUUGGAUAACAGUGACACCAUGAACCUUCGCAGCCAGAGCUUGGCCCGGACACGGGAUCCUUCAUGUACCGCCCACGGAUCCUUCAACAACCAGGGAGGACACCUCAUUGUGCCCAACUCUGGGGUGAGCUUGUUGGUUCCUGCGGGCGCCGUUCCUCAGGGCCGCGUCUAUGAGAUGUAUGUGACCGUGCACAGGAAGGACAGCUUGAGACCCCCGGUAGAGGAUAUCCAGACUGUGCUGAGCCCGGUAGUGAGCUGUGGGCCUCCAGGAGCCCUGCUGACCAGACCAGUGAUCCUCACCAUCCACCACUGCGCCGACAACGUGGAGGAAGACUGGCUCAUACAGCUCAGGAACCAACUGGCCAUGGGAGAGUGGGAGGACGUGGUCGUGGUGGGAGAGGAGAACUUCACCACGCCUUGCUACGUGCAGAUGGACUCUGAGGCGUGUCACAUCCUAACGGAGACCCUGGGGACGUACUGCCUGGUGGGACAGUCGGUCUGCAAGGCGGCCGCCAAGAGGCUCAAGCUGGCCGUCUUCGGGCCCGUCUCCUGCACGACUCUGGACUAUCACAUCCGGGUCUACUGUCUGGACGACACGCAGGACGCACUCAAGGAGGUUCUUCAGAUGGAGACCCAGAUGGGAGGGAAGCUUCUGGAUGAGCCGAAGACUCUGAACUUUAAAGACAGCACACACAAUCUGAGACUGUCGAUCCACGACGUGCCGCACACACACUGGAAGAGCAAGCUCAUCGCUAAAUAUCAGGAGAUUCCGUUCUACCAGGUGUGGAGCGGCAGUCAGAGAAGUCUUCACUGCACCUUCACCCUGGAGAGACUGAGCCCGGCCACCAUGGAGAUCAGCUGCAAGCUGUGCGUGCGGCAGGUGGAGGGGGAGGGACAGAUCUUUCAGCUUAGCAACACACUGGAGGAGGAGGUCCAGUGCAUAGACACGUCCCUAAUGGACCCUGCCAGUAACAUCACCAUCUUAGUAGGACCCAACGCUUUCCGCAUUCCUCUGUCCAUCAGACAGAAGCUGUGUGGCAGUCUAGAUGCUCCGCAGACGAGAGGCAACGACUGGAGGAUGCUGGCCCACAAACUCAACCUUGACAGGUAUCUGAACUACUUUGCCACCAAGUCCAGUCCAACAGGUGUGAUCCUGGACCUGUGGGAGGCCCAGCACUUCCCCGACGGAGACCUGAAUGAACUGGCCGCCGUACUGGAAGAAAUGGGUCGCCAUGACGGCAGCUUCGCCUCCAUGACGACAGAACACUGACGAAAUAAAACAAAAAAAAUGUGGUCACCAUGACGACGACAGAACUCUGGAGACGAUUACGUGAGAAUUCUCUUCGGUCGACGCUGCAGCUGGGGUGAUGGCGAUGGAAGAAUAAGAUGCGAGAGUGGAGGGGAAGAUGUCGGCAUGGUUGAAAUAACCACGGUUGCCAUGCCAACGAGAAGUGCUCGAGAUUGUUUUCCGAGAUAUGUGUGCAUCUGUGUGUUUUGUUAAUUGGAGCAGUGUUGCAGUGUCGUUUGUGACCGAAGUAGAGAAAAACCCCAACCUACAAACCGAUGUCGAUCAGGAACAAACGAAUCAUCAAACACCGAAAAAAAAACGGACCUUGUUUAGUGUAACACUCGUUGUUCUCCUGCUGUUACUUUCUACUGAACAAAGAAGCAGAGCUGCAGAAGAAGACGGAGGUACUGACCUUGAAAACCUCUAAAGGAAUGGAAGAGAAUGAUGAAGGGAGAGAGCAUAAACUGAUUAUGGAGGAGUGGGAGAAGGUAGAGCGAGGAUAGAAAAAAGAGAGAGAGAGUGAGUUAGAGCCUCUUUAGGUGGAGUAAACAGAGGGAGAAGCUAAACUGAUUACAAGAGAGAGGGAGGGAGGGAGGACGUAAACACAAAAUGAUGGAGGGAGCCGCAGGUGAUGAUCUGUAAGAACAGGAUGGAAAACAGAUAAUGAGAGAGGAGAGAGAUGAAGAUGUAAUCCCUCUCUCCUCCUGCGAGCCUUGGCUGUACGUGUUUGCCAGUACAGUUUGUUGUCUUUUAUAUCGUUUCCUAGGGAACACUUUUAUGUAUUCUGCUGUCCAUAUGUGUGGAUCAUUUCCUGCUACACAGUGAGUGUCAAUCAGCGCCGUCCUGACCAGAAACAAGCCCCGGACAGAAGGUUUGGAUUACAUCAUUAAGGGGGUUCAUAAAUUCCUGUUGUGGUCUGUAUUCAGUUUGUGGCUUUUUUGUUAAAUUAUCCAGGGUCAGGAAAACUCAAAGGACAACGUCAAAUGCAACUGAGCCUUUAACUUUGCUGAUCCAAAACAGAUCCAAGGCUGAUUUCACUUAUACCAACAAAAACACAAAAAACACGUAAGAUGUGUUUGUAAUUGUCAAACAUCUACUUUGCACGUGGUAAACUUUGAGUAGUGAAUUUUGAAGCCCAUGUUAAAGGUCACAUAUUACACUCCUUUCUAAAUAUUUAAAAUAAGUCUCUGAGCUCCCUAAAACAUGU
Molecule: messenger RNA, 4338 nt
Organism: Labrus bergylta (ballan wrasse)
Lineage: Eukaryota; Metazoa; Chordata; Actinopteri; Labriformes; Labridae
Product: netrin receptor UNC5C-like
Biological process (GO): netrin-activated signaling pathway; axon guidance
Cellular component (GO): membrane
Molecular function (GO): protein binding; netrin receptor activity
Source: RefSeq, a predicted model, not a curated record